GUAUGAACACUUGAUCAAUAAAGGUCAGAUUCUCUUCUUCCUUUCUCUCUUUUUUUCUCCUCAAAUAAAUUCGCGUGAGGUUAACGGUGGUGGUUGAAUUUUUGCAGAAGACGGCGUGGAAGUGGAACGGUGUUUUAUUUUUAUUUUCCUUCAGACAUGGCGCAUAAUAAUAACGUGAACGUGGUUGCGACGAAGACGAAGCCUCAAUCUUGGAUUAGUAUAGUGGCGACGGGAGAGAGUGAGGCGCUUGAUGUUGAUAAGUAUGCUAUCAUGCACCGUGUCCAGAUCCACGCUCGUGAUCUUCGGAUUCUUGACCCCAAUUUAUCUUACCCUUCCACUAUUCUUGGCCGUGAGAGAGCCAUUGUCCUCAAUUUAGAGCAUAUCAAGGCAAUUAUCACUUCUGAAGAGGUUCUGCUCAGGGAUCCAUCAGAUGAACAUGUUAUUCCUGUCGUGAAGGAGCUUGAAAGACGCUUACCUGUUAGAGACGAAUCACACCAUGGUCAAGGAGAUGGUAAAGAGAGCUCAAAUGCACAUAAUGACGCUGACGCUGGUGAUGAAGACGAAUCACCAUUUGAGUUUCGGGCGCUUGAAGUUUUCUUGGAAGCAAUCUGUAGCUUCUUAGCUGCAAGAACAACAGAGUUAGAAACAGCUGCUUAUCCUGCUUUAGACGAACUCACCUCAAAGAUUAGUAGCCGUAACUUGGAUAGAGUUAGGAAGCUGAAGAGUGCCAUGACUCGGUUAACAGCUCGAGUUCAAAAGGUAAGAGAUGAGCUUGAACAGUUGCUUGAUGAUGAUGAUGACAUGGCGGAUCUUUACCUUUCAAGGAAACUCUUUAGUGCUUCCUCAGCAUCCACUAGUCCAAACUACUAUCUUACUUCCCCAACAAUAGGCUCUAAGAUCUCAAGAGCAAGUAGAGCGAGUCUAGCCACGAUUCGUGGUGAUGAAAAUGAUGUUGAGGAACUUGAAAUGUUGCUGGAGGCAUACUUCAUGCAAAUCGACAGCACUUUGAACAGAUUAACAACACUACGUGAGUAUAUCGAUGACACAGAGGAUUACAUUAAUAUUCAGCUAGACAAUCAUCGUAAUCAGCUGAUUCAGCUGGAGCUUGUGUUAAGUUCUGGAACUGUUUGCUCAUCAUGUUACUCUCUCGUCGCUGGAAUAUUCGGAAUGAACAUUCCAUACACAUGGAAUGAUAACCAUGGAUACAUGUUCAAAUGGGUAGUGAUUGUUACUGGGAUGUUUUGUGCAAUCUUGUUCGUGUUCAUAAUGUCGCACGCUCGGUACAAAGGGCUUGUGGGAUCUUGAUGGGUGGAUUUGGGUAAAGAUAUUCUUAUGGCUAUAGGAAGUUAAAGAAAUACAUUGAGACUUGUGUAAUUGUAAAGAUGAGCUUGACUCUUCUCUAUAUACAUUAUUCCCUUACACUCAUAUAUCAUAUAAACCAAAGUUUUUUUUUAUAAGGCAAUAUGUGGUUUCUAUUUUAGUUUCUUCAUGAUUUAGAAUGAACUUCUACAAACUGUGUAUGUACAGAUGAUUGUUACAUUUCUGAAAUUAUUAUUCCAG
Eruca vesicaria subsp. sativa (arugula) is the source of this 1560-nucleotide messenger RNA. The record is from the annotation of a GenBank genome assembly. Lineage: Eukaryota; Viridiplantae; Streptophyta; Magnoliopsida; Brassicales; Brassicaceae.